Molecule: messenger RNA, 2196 nt
Organism: Penicillium soppii
Lineage: Eukaryota; Fungi; Ascomycota; Eurotiomycetes; Eurotiales; Aspergillaceae
Gene: ptpA
Exons: 3
Coding region: 1-2196 (731 amino acids)
Biological process (GO): protein dephosphorylation
Molecular function (GO): protein tyrosine phosphatase activity
Source: RefSeq, a predicted model, not a curated record
AUGACAGGCCCAGGACGCUCACCCUCCUCCCCUUGGGUACAGAGUCCUCAGGGUCAUCGUGAUGGUGUCACACAGUCCUUUCAGUCAACUAUCUCACCAUCACAUACAGGCAUGAUGUCGAAUGCUUUCACGGAUCGAUCGACUCCCAAUUACUUCGGCAUGGCCACACAUAACACCAAUCAACCAAUUUCCAAUCCAGGGUUGUCCACACAGAAGAACUGGGGCACGUCGCCUCACACCCAAUCUGUGCAUAGUCCAAAAGCCCACCUUCAUCCUCAAGAACUGGUAUCAUCGGGGCUAGUGAACAUGUUGAAGACUGAGCCUGAAUCUAGCCGGAUGCGCCGAGAAUCAGCUCUUAAUGAAUCCUCCAACGGGACUCAAACGAGUCCGGGGUCAAGGCCAUCGUCUACGCAACCGCUAGGCAGCUUUUCCUUGGGGAUAUCCGGUGGACAAAGGCUGGGAGCUGGAGCCACUCUUGCCUCAGUCCCCUGGGUUUCGCCAGAACGCUGCGCCGACUUACUUAAAGCAUCCCAGUCAAACGUCAUGCUUUUUGAUAUUCGCCCAUUUGCCCAUUUCAAACAAGCCAAUAUCAAAGGCUCACUCAACCUAUGCAUUCCGACCACUCUACUCAAACGUCCCUCAUUUGAUACCAAGAAAUUACAGGGCACAUUUACAGACGACGCUGACAAACAAAACUUCUCUCGGUGGAGAGAUUGCAACGUGAUUAUUGUCUAUGACUCGUCCGCUGCCGAUGCCAAGGAUGCAGCAACUCUUGUGAACGUGCUCAAUAAAUUUAAAGCGGAGGAUUGGAAGGGUGACGGCUUGAUUCUACAAACUGGAUUUCAAGGAUUUUCACGGCAAUUUCCACAGUUGAUUGAGCAGUCAUCAACACAAACGACCGGGCUUUCUUCCAAACGUCCCUCUCCUAUGGGAAUCAAUUUGCAAUCUGUUGCUCCUGUUGUUGGUGGCUGUGCUUUACCGGAUUCAUCCUCUGCCGUAAAUCCAUUCUUCGGAAAUAUCCGGCAGAACAUGGAUCUUCUCGGUGGAGUUGGGCAAAUUCCAUUGAAGCAGCCUGAGCAAUUGACCGACGCAAAGCGACAGCAACUUCCUUCCUGGUUGCGGGGUGCUUCCGAUGCCAACGACAAGGGACAUAUCGUUUCUGACAAGUUCCUGAGGUUGGAAAAGAUGGAACUAGAACGCAUGAAACAGGCUUUGACCUAUGAAGGACCCUCGGCUGAAGUCGAUGGAAGCGCCAAGAAGUAUCGUGUUGCAGGAAUUGAAAAGGGCACAAAGAAUCGUUAUAAUGACAUUUACCCAUUCGAUCAUUCCCGUGUUCGACUUGAGGGAAUUCCAUCUGGAGCCUGUGAUUAUGUGAACGCGAAUCACAUCUCGGCUGAGCUCACCAAUCGGAAAUACAUUGCCACGCAGGCUCCUGUUCCUGAUACGUUUAAUGACUUCUGGCGCGUGGUAUGGGAGCAAGAUGUAAGACUUCUUGUUUCUCUUACCGCCGAGGUGGAACGGGGCCAAGUUAAAUGUGAUCGAUACUGGGAGACCGGGGACUAUGGACCUUUCGAGGUCAAGGCCUAUUCAGAAAAGUACAUCUAUAUCGAAUCCAAAGGUCAACCCAUUGAUCCGAAUGUGGGUAGCCUCAAGACAACAACCGAGAAGCCAGACGGCACGAACGAAAACCCCGUCAUUAUUGUGCGACACUUUAGCAUUCGCCAUACGUCAUUCCCCUUCCAGCCGAUCCGGGAUAUCACCCAGCUCCAAUAUCCUUACUGGCCCGAUUUCGGAACAACAUCUCAACCCACCCAUUUGCUCCAUCUGAUCGAGCAAUGCAACAAGGUUAUCCGUGCCACCAGCAACUCCAGCUUUAGCGGCGAACAAGCGGAACCCAAGGGCCAGCGGCCGAUACUAGUGCAUUGCAGUGCAGGCUGUGGGCGUACGGGGACGUUCUGCACCGUCGACAGUGUAUUGGACAUGCUCAAACGUCAACGUGCGCAAAGCAACGGCGGUAAAGGCCUAGAUCAAAUUCCCACCAGUAGUUCCGAAUGGGUUGGGGAUUUUAAUCUUGACCUAAUUGCGAAGACUGUUGAAGAUUUCCGCCAACAGAGGCCGAGCAUGGUACAGAACCUCAGCCAAUAUGCACUUUGUUAUGAGAGCGUUCUCGAAUGGCUUGUUUCUCAGAUGAAUUAG